UUCCUCCUCCUCCUCUUCCUCCUCCUCCUCCUCCUCUUCCUCCUCCUCCUCUACACAUUAAACCCUAAAAACGCUGCACACGGUUCACUCCCACCUUCACAGCCUCCAUCAGCGGUCCUGCUCCACUUUCCUCUGUGUGUGAUUCAUCUUUGCAAACUAGCCACCAUGGUUUCCCAUAAAGAGUUUGUGGGCGCAGGGAAGACGCCGGGGCUGCAGGUGUGGCGUAUCGAGAACCUGGACCUGAAGCCCGUUCCCAAGGCCUUGCAUGGCAGCUUUUACACCGGGGAUGCCUACCUGCUGCUCUUCACCACCUCCGCACCUUCGUACAACAUACACAUGUGGCUGGGGGACGAGUGUUCGCAGGAUGAGAGUGGAGCAGUGGCCAUCUUUGCCACACAGCUGGAUGACUUCCUGGGUGGUGGACCGGUGCAGUACAGGGAGGUGCAGAACUUCGAAUCCAACACCCUAGUGGGGUACUUCAGAUCAGGCAUCAAGUAUCAGAAAGGGGGCGUGGCCUCAGGUUUCCAGCAUGUGGUGACCAAUGACAUGAACGUGAAGCGCCUGCUGCACAUCAAGGGUCGGAGGGCCAUCAGAGCGACAGAGGUGGACAUGAGCUGGUCCAACUUCAACAAGGGCGACUGCUUUAUUAUUGACCUGGGAAAGGACGUCUAUCAGUGGUGUGGCAGUCAGUGUAACCGCUUCGAGAGGCUGAAGGCGUACCAGGUGGCCAUCGACAUCAGAGAUAAUGAGAGGAAAGGCAGAGCCAAACUGCACAUGGUGGAGGAGGGGGAAGAGCCGGCAGCAGUUAUCGAGGCUCUGGGUCCCAAAUCCACCAUUUCCCCUGGCACUGAUGAUGAGAAGGUGGACACCUCCAACAGGAAGAAGGGUGCCCUCUACAUGAUCUCUGAUGCAUCUGGUGCAAUGAAGGUCUCGGCCGUGGCUCCGUCCAGUCCCUUUAAGCAGGCCAUGUUGUCUGCUGAGGAGUGCUACAUCCUGGACAACGGCGUGGACAGGAACAUCUUUGUGUGGAAAGGUCCCAAGGCCAAUAUGUCGGAGCGCAAGGCAGCCAUGUCGGCUGGUCAGCAGUUCAUCAAAGACAAGGGAUACUCCAAUAAGACACAGAUCCAGGUGCUCCCUGCAGGAGCCGAGACAACUCUGUUCAAGCAGUUCUUCAUCGACUGGAAGGACAAGGAUGAGACGACGGGCCCCAGCAAGGCCUACACCAUCGGCCGCAUCGCAAAGGUGGAACAGGUGCCAUUCGACGCCUCCACCCUGCACUCAGACAAAGCCAUGGCCGCUCAGCAUGGCAUGGUGGAUGAUGGCAAGGGCAAGGUCCAGAUCUGGCGAGUUGAGAACGGUGCAAUGGCGCCUGUGGAUCCCUCUGCCUACGGUCAUUUCUAUGGCGGCGACUGUUACCUCAUCCUGUACAGCUACAGACUGGGAGGCCGGGAGCAGCACAUCAUAUACACCUGGCAGGGGCUGAGGUGCUCUCAGGAUGAACUGGCAGCCUCAGCGUUCCUCACAGUGAAGCUGGACGACUCAAUGGGAGGAUCCCCUGUUCAGGUGAGAGUGACUCAGGGUCAGGAGCCUCCCCACCUGAUGAGCCUGUUCGCGGGCAAACCCAUGAUCAUCCACAGCGGAGGGACGUCAAGCAAGGGUGGACAGUCGCAGACCAGCAGCACUCGUCUCUUCCACAUCCGGCAGAGCUCGUCCCGCGCAACCCGGGCUGUAGAGGUCGAGGCAUCUGCCUCCAGUCUGAACACCAACGAUGUGUUCGUGCUGAAAUCCCCGAAAGCCGUGUUUGUGUGGCGGGGAAUGGGAGCCAGUGAUGAGGAGAUGGCGGCUGCCAAACAUGUCGUGGGCUUCCUGGGUGGCAGCGCCGCCCAAGUGUCAGAGCGCAAGGAGCCAGAUGAUUUCUGGUCUGCGCUCGGUGGCAAGAAGGAUUACCAGACGUCCAAGAGUCUGCAGAACGUGGUCAGACUCCCACGUCUGUUCGGCUGCUCCAACAAAACUGGAAGACUCGCUGUCGAAGAAGUCCCGGGAGACUUCAAUCAGUCAGAUCUGGCCACUGAUGAUGUCAUGAUCCUGGACACCUGGGACCAGAUCUUUCUCUGGGUUGGCAACGACGCUAAUGCAGUGGAAAGGAACGGAGCUCCCAAAAUAGCAAAAGACUAUGUAGACUCAGACCCGUCUGGUCGCAGAGGACUUCCCAUCACCACCAUCAAACAGGGAGCAGAACCUCCAACUUUCGCUGGCUGGUUCCAGGCUUGGGAUCCCAAGAUGUGGGAGACGGAUCCGUUGGCCAGAGUUUUUGGCCGUGUCUGAGCGCCAAACUCCUGGCUCUUCCUCCCGGUCUGACUCCUUAUCCAUCCUGCACUUCCUAAUGCCGCCUUGUUCAUCUUACCUCUAGUCCCUAAGUGCCAAAAACCAAUGUUGUCACCGUCAUUGGGUUGAGUGGCUGCCUCUGCGCCUUGGUGUCGGAGCAGCGCACUAGACCUCCAGAACUGGAAAUGCACGACAUCGGUAGUUGAAUGACGCAUCAACCGUAACUGGUGGUUGAAAGUGGCCUGUUGCAUCCCACCGCUUGUCGUUUUGUUACAUGUUCAGCUAAUACCCAAUAGGAAAUAGGAAAGGAGGCCAUUUUAGACAGCUGGAGAUCUUAUCUGUUUCUCUCUGCUAUCCUUCACUGCAGUUCACUUUUGUUCAGAGGACGACACCACGCUCUCCUCUCUGUCUUUCUCAACAGUCUGUUUGUUUGUCAUAAUGAGCUACAAGUUUUGAUAGAACCGGUUUACACCAUUAUGGAUCUCUGUCUACAUGUGUUGUGUUUUAUCAUUGGUUCGGUAGUUCAGAAGUAGCAUGCUGCAUUUUUUUUUUUUAAAUCAUACUGUAUUCUUUGCUUGAGAGUUUUCAAAAAGCGCACACUGGUAUACACGCAUGUUGGUUGUGUUGGCUCUUUAUUAAAUGACCCUGAAAUGCUCAUGUGGAUGGCUUUUAAAUAAAACUCCCCAGGAUUUCAA
Scophthalmus maximus (turbot) is the source of this 3020-nucleotide messenger RNA. It is a transcript of the gene scinlb, whose product is annotated as scinderin like b. The transcript is spliced from 17 exons. Gene Ontology annotation, molecular function: phosphatidylinositol-4,5-bisphosphate binding; actin filament binding. The record is from RefSeq and is a predicted model, not a curated record. Gene Ontology annotation, cellular component: cytoplasm; actin cytoskeleton. NCBI's taxonomy places the organism in Eukaryota, Metazoa, Chordata, Actinopteri, Pleuronectiformes, Scophthalmidae. Bases 166 to 2325 code for a protein of 719 amino acids. Gene Ontology annotation, biological process: actin polymerization or depolymerization; barbed-end actin filament capping; actin filament severing.